GCACAGUCCACUGCAUUUUCUUCGAGAAAACCACACCAUGGCCAUGAUACCCACCACCUACAACGAAAAGGAUAACGUGUGGAGCGGAGCCAAGCGCAACUCCAUGUACAACUAUGACACCUCCGUGGGCAAGAUCAUCUUCAACAACAUGAAGAACUGGCCCAAGAACGUGUGCCAGAUUUGUGACGUUGAUGGCGUUACUGUCACCUUCGAGCAGGGUCUCACCUGGGCCAUCCGGAUUGCGCAGUAUCUUAAGAAGAGGGGUCUUAACCACAAGGAUGUCAUUGGAAUCGCAGCCAAAAACUCAACCUAUGUGAUGCCCCUUGGAGUGGCCUGUUUGAUGAAUGGCACUCCAUUCCAUUCGGUUAAUCCGGUGCUAGAUGAUGCUACCUUGUUGCAUGUGUUUUCUAUCACGAAGCCCACGCUGAUAUUUUGUGAUGGACACGAGUACGACAAAGUUCACAAGGCUACGGUAGGAUGGCAUCCGGAAAUCUUUACCCUCACGGAUCAUGUUGAAGGAGUCCAGGCCAUCGAGACCUUGCUGGAUCCCACCACCACAGAAAAGUUCUAUCAACCGGAAGUGUUGAAGGAAGGAGGUGAUCAAACCGUAGCCAUUCUCUGCUCCUCUGGAACCACUGGAUUGCCCAAGGCAGUCUGCAUUUCCAACAGCAUUCUGAUCCAGGACAGCAUGUUGGUCACCAGUCAGUCGGUUAUCUAUGUAGGAAGCUGCCUGGACUGGAUCACGGGUUUGUGGGCUUUUGUGUUCAGCACCGUAUUCGGUUGCACCCGCAUUAUCAGCAACAAAGCCUUCACUCCGGAGUACUUUGUGGGCCUGGUGAAGAAGUACAAGAUCAACUAUGCCGUGCUGCCGCCGCGUCACCUAUCCGCUCUGAUCACCUGUCCGGAUGCGAAGUCGGAUGCUCUGGCCUCCAUCACGCACCUCAACUACGGCGGAGGUUCGAUAUCGUUGGCCACUUUGCAGCGAUCGCAGGAACUCUGCAAGACAGCCAUGUUCAACUCGGGAUACGGGAUGACAGAAGUGGGCGCCAUCACGAUCAAUAUCGGAAUCAGCAACGUCUCCUCGGCGGGCAGACCUGUGCCGGGCAUUAAGAUUCGCAUCGUGGACGAGGAUAGCAAGAGCUUGGGCUACAACCAGGUGGGAGAGAUCUAUGUGCACACGGGUCAGGCUUGGAACGGCUACUACGGCAAUCCAGUGGAGACGCGCCGCAUGCAGGACUUCGAGGGUUGGUUCCACACCGGCGAUCUGGGCUACUUCGACGAGCAGAACUUCCUGUACAUAGUCGAUCGCAAGAAGGAGAUCCUCAAGUACAAUGGCCUGCACUACUGGCCCACGGAGAUCGAGAGCGUUAUCGCGGAGCUGUCCCAGGUGCAGGAUGUGUGCGUAGUGGGUGUCUACGACGAGCGGGAGGGUGAUGCGGCCGGGGCACUGGUGGUCAAAAGCAGGGGAGCCACCAUUUCGGCCAAGGAGAUCGCGGAUCACGUGGCCAAGCGAUUGCCCGCCACGCAGAAGCAGCUCAGAGCAGGAGUCCAGUUCACCGACAAACUGCCCGCCAAUGUCAAUGGCAAGACCAUGCGAAAGACGGCACGCGACGUGUUUGUCGCCCUGCGCGUAUCUGGAAAGUGAGAUACAAGUAAUACAAGUGAUCCACGCGAUCGAGUAUAGUUUUAAUCACAAGUGCUGGGAGAUACUUGGGACACUUAAGAACAGAAACGACUCAAGCACCCUGGCUGAGAAGGGCUCUCGACAAAGAGGUGACCUUUGGAACCCAAUAAAUUGUAUAGUACCUGCGAAGGGUUAUAAUCCACA
This is a messenger RNA of Drosophila teissieri, 1828 nucleotides long. RefSeq names its product luciferin 4-monooxygenase. The record is from RefSeq and is a predicted model, not a curated record. The transcript has 5 exons. Gene Ontology annotation, molecular function: long-chain fatty acid-CoA ligase activity. Bases 38 to 1645 code for a protein of 535 amino acids. Lineage: Eukaryota; Metazoa; Arthropoda; Insecta; Diptera; Drosophilidae. Gene Ontology annotation, biological process: fatty-acyl-CoA biosynthetic process; long-chain fatty acid metabolic process.